AUGUCAGGUACGCCGUGGGUGAACGGCACGGUGCUCUGCGCGGUGGCGUGCAAUUUGACUUCCCUCGACGCUGUCCCACUGCUCUGCAGCAGCAGCAGUAGCCGCGGCGGCAGCGACAACGACGACGACGACGACGGCAAGACCGGAAGGGCACGGCAGCAGCCACAGCAGCAGUUACGCAUCACAGAGGCGCAACUCAGUUUUAACGCUAUAAGUGCGAGCUCGCUUGGACGUCUUGCGUGUCUCACGGAUUUUCUGCAUACCCUUAUCCUGGACAACAAUGAUUUGCGGGAUGUGGCAGCACUCCCGCGACUGCCGAAGCUGCAGCGGCUUUGGCUGAACAACAACCGACUUGCCAGCCUUGACGACGUAUUGAAGGUCGCCGCCCGGCAGUGCAACGCGCUGACGUACCUGUCACUGCUGCGCAACCCGUGCUGCCCGAGUGAGCUGGACGGUCACCUGCCAGCGGAGUACGCGCGAUACCGUCUUUACGUCAAGCAUACGCUGCCCAGCCUCGUGCGGCUCGAUUCAGAGGGUUUCACGGAGGCAGAGGCGCAAGAGGCGAGGAAGAAGGGUCAGUUUGCGCGGCCGGCACGAGCAAAGUGUGGUGUGGGAGAGGCAUGGAAAGAUAAUAACGGCACAAGAAGCGCAGUGAGUGGUAGCGGCAGCAACAAUGGCGAACAGGUAGAUCUGUUUGCUGUCUUUGAUGAAGAGCGGCGUGAUGGAGGGGGAGCUGUCACGUAUCUGUCGAGUCGUCGCCAUGUGUAUACUGGGCGGGGAAGUGAAGGGAAUCGCUUUAUCCGCGAUGACGUGCUGUGA
Trypanosoma grayi is the source of this 819-nucleotide messenger RNA. RefSeq lists its product as hypothetical. The coding region runs from base 1 to 819 and encodes 272 amino acids. The record is from RefSeq and is a predicted model, not a curated record. Lineage: Eukaryota; Euglenozoa; Kinetoplastea; Trypanosomatida; Trypanosomatidae. Gene Ontology annotation, molecular function: protein binding. The transcript has a single exon. Gene Ontology annotation, biological process: melanocyte differentiation.